Molecule: messenger RNA, 1743 nt
Organism: Ambispora gerdemannii
Lineage: Eukaryota; Fungi; Glomeromycota; Glomeromycetes; Archaeosporales; Ambisporaceae
Source: the annotation of a GenBank genome assembly
AUGCCUGAGAUAACAGCAACCGUUCUUCUAUCCUUCUUAAUGACCGGAUUCACUUAUGUUUUAUUCACGUAUGUUUUCGUUCAUUUUCUCAUAGUAAACGGUGACAAUCAAAAGCGAAAAAACGUACAACAUAAUAACAAACAUCACAAAUCUAAAAACAAUCAAAAAUCUAUUUCUAAUGUCAGUAAUCAGAAAAGCAACAAUCAUCACCACCAAAAUAGUAACAAAAAAUUGAUCAUGAAUAACAAAAAAUUGUUCUAUACACCAGUUUCUUCCGUCACGAACAACACAAUUACCAGAAGCAAUAAUAAUAAUGUUUCUGUUGUUUUCUCAACUUUGCCUAAAGGCACAAAACCCCUGCCAGGGCCAACUCCCAUACCAGUCAUUGGAAAUUUACAUCAAUUAUCUGAUCCAUUGCACAUGACUUUUAACCAAAUGGCUCUUAAGUUUGGCCCAAUAUUCAAAAUCAAUUUAGGUAAUAAUAAAGUAUUGGUCGUAUUAAAUGAUUACAAAGUAGCAAAUGAGUUACUCGAUCAAAAUGAAAUUUACCAGCCGUGUGACUCGAUUCUCGGCGUUAAAUCUAUUUCACCAUCCAUGCGAACAAUCGCGCAACAAGCUCUUUCACCUAAAAUUAUCGAGUCUAAUUACUUGCCAAUUAUUUGUAAAGAAUCGAUUAAUUUGGCUAGGCAUUUUUAUAAAAAUGCCGGAAUUUUAAUCAAUCCAGUCGAUGAAUUAACACGAUCAAUCUCGAAAACCUUUUCUUUGAUUACCUUUGGUCACUCUGCUGAGAAGUUCUCAUUGGACUUUAUGGAAUUCUUGGAAUCUGCAAACGCACUCGAGCAAAAAGAAAUCCAAAUCGAGUCAUUGCAAUUCCUUCGUAAAAUUUCUUCGACACAACAAACACUCGAAAACAAAGUUCAUCUUUCCAAGUCAAAAUACGCAGAAAUCUCAAAACAGUUGGUUGACAACCUGAAGAAGCAAGCUACUGCAACAAAUGUAACAAGUGAUAAAUGCUUCACUGCAGAGAUUUUGAAAUCGAUGAAACCAAAAAAUGAAAAAGAAUUUAUUAAUUUGAGCAGUAAUCUAUUGUUUGAUGGAAUUGAGAACACAUUGGCAGAGCUGAAAUGGGUUUUCGUAUUGCUGUCGUAUGCGCCUCAAGUACAACAUAAAAUUAUGCAAGAGCUAUCAAGGGUUGUUGAAAAAGGUAAAUUCCCAAAUGUCAAAGAUUAUGCAAAUUUGCAUUAUUUGAGGGCAACUGUCAAGGAAAUUAUGAGAUUCAGACCCGUAGGUUUCUUUUCACAGCCACAUAUUGUCACCAAAAAUGACGUUUAUCAAGGAUAUCAUAUCCCACAAAAUGCUAAUGUAAUAUUCAAUACAAACACGCUGCACUUUAACCAAGCCUUAUUUGAACGAGCAAAACGUUUCUCGCCAGAACGAUACCUCGACGAACAAGGUCGCUUGAAACAAAAUCCUAAAUCGGCCGAAAUCUGGAUGUUUGGUAAAGGACCAAAUGCAAGCAUCAGUGAAUACCUUACAGAAAUCACAUUAUCAGCCAUCGUUGCCCACACCCUCUCAUUAUUUAUCAUCACACCUGAAAUCGAUGAGACGACAGGUGACGAAAAAGAAAUAAAUAUGGAGGGCGUGUCGAAUGGGUUCAAAUUGAAUACGCCGCCGAAUUAUAGUGUUAUAUUUGAAUUGAGAAAAGAUGUUGAUCAUGAAAAGGUUUUCAAGGAAAAUUAUUAA